AGCACAGUCAGAUCUGAAUUUUUCCCCCAUCUGAUACUCCUGAGAAGAGCUUAAACCCCAGACGUCCAGCGGUCACUGCAGCGGCGUGAGGAGGGAGAAAACCUGUCAGAAGAUGACUGAUAAUGCUGUGUUUGAGCAUGAUCAAAUCACUGAGGAGCCGGGCAGAAAUGGCAUGGCUGGGUCAAAUGUCAUCGCCAUGGAGCUCAUAAAGAAGCAACAUGGAGCUACUGUCAGUUUCCACAGCAUCCGUUAUAGAGUGGAGCAGAAGAGCGGACCCAUCUGCAGGAGGACAACAGUCCAUAAAGAGAUUCUGGUGGACCUCAAUGGGAUCAUGAGACCUGGUUUAAAUGCUAUUUUGGGUCCUACGGGAAGUGGCAAAUCUUCUUUUUUGGAUGUACUCGCAGCCCGGAAGGAUCCUGCAGGUCUUUCUGGUGAAGUUCUCAUCAAUGGAGCCCUACAGCCGCCUAAUUUCAAAUGCCUUUCUGGUUAUGUUGUCCAGGAUGACAUAGUGAUGGGGACUCUGACAGUGAGAGAGAACCUCUGUUUCUCAGCCGCGCUACGUGUGUCCUCCCAAAUCAGUCCAAGAGAGAAAGAGGCGAGAGUGACCCAUCUCAUCUCAGAGCUGGGCCUCAACAAAGUCGCUGAUGCAAAGGUGGGCACGCAGCUGAUCCGAGGUAUCUCAGGUGGCGAGAGGAAGAGGACCAGCAUUGGGAUGGAGCUGAUCAUAGACCCCUCUGUGCUGUUUUUGGACGAGCCCACCACCGGUCUGGACGCUAGUACGGCUUAUUCUGUGCUCCUGCUGCUGAAGAGAAUGGCUGGUCAGGGACGCACCAUCAUCAUGUCUAUUCAUCAGCCGCGAUACUCCAUUUACCAGCUCUUCGACAGCCUCACCCUGCUGGCCAACGGCAAACAAGUUUAUCACGGACCCGCUCAAGAUGCUCUAGACUACUUUGCCAACAUUGGAUAUGCUUGUGAAGCUCAUAAUAACCCAGCUGAUUUCUUCUUGGACAUCAUUAAUGGCAGCUCUGCAGCUGUCAACAUUACAAAGAUUCAGAAUAAUGGAGAUUUAGAGUUUGAAGUGGCUGCCGUCAGCCAGCAGUCUAUUGAGGAUCAGCUGGUGGAGAAGUACAAAAGCUGCAGUUAUGCACAGAGCAUCAAAGCUGAGCUAGAGCGCAUCACCCGGGCCAAAGACAACAACAUCAGAGCCAAGUGUCACACCAUCACCUACAACAGCUCGUUCUUCCACCAGCUCCACUGGGUGUUGUGGAGAACCUUCUGGAAUCUAAUGCUGAACCCACAGACUUCAGUAGCACAGCUGGCUGUCACGACCCUCAUGGCUGCCAUUGUUGGUGCAAUCUUCUAUGGAGUCAAAGAUGACCAGAGUGGCAUACAAAACAGGUUUGGUGUUUUGUUCUUCAUCACAACGAAUCAGUGUUUCAGCACACUCUCGGCUGCCGAGCUCUUCAUCACCGAGCGCAAACUGUUUAUUCAUGAAUACACAAGUGGAUACUACAGAGUGUCUGUCUACUUCCUGUCUAAGAUCCUGUCUGACAUCAUCACUCAGCGCACAGUCCCCACCAUACUCUUCACCUGUGUUGUUUAUUUCAUGAUUGGGUUAAAACCCACAGUGGCAGCGUUCUUCAUCUUCAUGUUGACAGUGAUUCUGGUUUCUUGCGCGGCUGCAUCCAUGACCAUGGCCAUCUCAGCCGACCAAUCGGUGGUGGCCGUGGCCAACAUCUUCAUGACCAUCAGCUUCAUCUUCAUGAUGAUCUUCUCUGGUCUGCUGGUUAACCUGAAGAGCAUCAUGGACUGGCUGUCCUGGCUGAAGUACCUCAGCAUCCCUCGCUAUGGACUCGAGGCGUUGGAGAUAAAUGAGUUUGUGGGGCUGAAGUUUUGUGGGAAUGUCUCUGCCGUGAUGAGCAGCCCUGCUGCUGACAUCUUCAUGUGCACAGGAGAACAGCAUCUGACAUUCCAAGGAAUCGAUUACUCAUCCUGGUGUUUAUGGCACAACCACAUAGCACUUACAGUCAUGACUUUGAUUUUUCUCAUCAUCGCUUACAUCAAGCUCAGAUUCAUUCCUAAGCUCUCGUAAAUGUUCUGAUUAAUGUUAGCUUUAUGAAUCAUCGCACAUUAGCACACUCAAUUCUGCUGUCUUACAGUAUCAUUUUGUCCUUUACAGUAAGGAUGAAUGUAGAUGGAAUAGUUGUGCUUUCUUUCAAUACUGAUUUUAUCCCAAAUUCAAGACUGUAAAAGUCAUAUUAAUAUUGGCGCUAUUUACUUUACAAAUACACAUUACUGGUCUUACUGUGAGUAGUUAAUCAGUUCACAUUAUUUUUCUGGUAAUCAAUGUGUCCCUACAUUUUUUUUUUCUUAUUCUGUGCAAAGGUAUCACAUUAGAAGAAAAAAAUGGGCUGUUAAUGUUUCAUGUUGACUUGUUAGUGUACUAUUACAUCGUAACAUUAUAGUAAAAAAUAAGAGAUCCUAAAUGAGAGUGUUUCAUAAGGUUAUAUUAUGUUACCUUUACUGAAAUGAUUUAUUAAUCAAGUUAAAUGUAAAUAUUUUGUCACCUCUCUUUCAUUGUUCCCUCAGUCACAGGCCUGGUACGACUCGCUCCUUCAUAAUCCGUGUAACUGGUCUUAAUGUGGCCUAAUCCACAGCCAACGAGAGAACUGAAAACACUGUUUGCUGUGCUAAAACCACAG
This is a messenger RNA of Onychostoma macrolepis, 2702 nucleotides long. RefSeq names its product ATP-binding cassette, sub-family G (WHITE), member 2d (gene abcg2d). Gene Ontology annotation, cellular component: plasma membrane. Gene Ontology annotation, molecular function: ATP binding; ATP hydrolysis activity; ABC-type transporter activity. Bases 113 to 2092 code for a protein of 659 amino acids. Lineage: Eukaryota; Metazoa; Chordata; Actinopteri; Cypriniformes; Cyprinidae. The record is from RefSeq and is a predicted model, not a curated record. The transcript is spliced from 16 exons.